CCCCCCCCCCCGCCCCCACAUGCGACGGCCCGCCCCUGCUCCCCCUCCCCCUCGUAGCCACAGCCUCCGCCUUCCGCACCUCGCCGGCGGCCAUGGCGACCCCGUCGUACGCGUCGGUGAAGUGCCUCAACACGUCCUCCUCCAGCCGCAAGCGCUUCAUGUUCAAGAGAUUCUCUCAGCGGGUUGAGGAGAUCGAUAUCGAUGUGUACCGCAGCCUCCACGCGGUGAAGGCGGAGCCCUCCGGUGGCUCAUCCUUCUUCCUCGACACCCUCGUGGAGUGGAGGGAGCUCAAUACUGCAGAGGACUUCAUCUCACUUUAUGAGGAGAUGAUGCCACUGGUACAGACGCUACCUCAAAUUGUAUUGCACCGUGAAAAACUCUUUUCUGCGCUUCAACAAAGAGUAAACAUGAGUGCGAGGUUGUCCCUGGAGCCAAUACUCAUGUUGAUUGCUGCUCUCUCCAGGGACAUUCUUGAAGAUUUUUUGCCUUUUUUAGGAAGAUAUGCUAAUGCCAUUUUAGCUCUCCUUAAGGAUGGAGGUGAUCGUGACCCUGAAAUUCUGGAGCAGGUUUUCACAUCUUGGUCAUAUAUAAUGAUGUACAUGCAAAAGUAUCUAGUGAAAGAUGUUGUCCAAAUUCUCAGGAUCACAGCUACACUGAGAUAUUUCUCAAAGGAUUAUGUCAGAGAAUUUAUGGCUGAAUCUGUUUCAUUUUUGCUGAGGAAUGCUCCUAAUAAUCAGCUAACACAUGGUUUAAUGAAAGUUCUACUUGAGGCUGUUAAAAAAUCAUCACCUAUACGGAUAGACGGGGUGACUGCUUUGCUCUGGAAUGUCAUGAAAGGAACUUCCACAAAGCUUCACUCAAGAGCUGAGAAAGUCUUGAAGUUCUUGUUGAGCAAGUCAACGUUUACCACUAUCCAUGAUAAAUUCCCUGAUGGGUCUUCUACUAUUCAUGAGGUCAUGACUGGGUUGAUCCAGAGAUUAUGCGAUGAAGUGGAUCUAAAUGAGCUGCCAUUGAUAUAUACUUGUUUAUUUGAAGAAAUCAACAGCUGUAUUAAGGAUGGCUGCCUGGAGCAUCUGAAGUGCUUGAUUGAUUUUCUUACAUUUUCUUUACAGAACAACCAGAGUGACGUGUUCGAUAAAGUUAAGAUGCUUAAACUUGCCGAAUUGCUGGUCAGUACAUACGUGUUGCCUGGUAGCAACAUAGCAGAAGCUUCUUCAUCCAAGGUUCUUGAAAGUAUUUUGGACUUUCUCCUUUGUGUUCUGGAUGUUCCAGUCAUUUCUGGCAAUUUAUCCAUCGUAUCACCCUUCUAUGCUCCAGUGUUUAAGCUAACAAAUUCGAGUAUGAUUAUCUUUAUGAGGAAACUGUUGGCAAAAGCUUCACACAUCAUACAUCAUUUCGAAAAUCAGAUAUUGAGUGCAAUGGACAAUUUUCUUGGGAGUUCACCAGAGGAAGUUCUCUUUAUCCUUCUGAAUUUCUUUAAAGGGUCAAAGAAGCAAAUAAUUCUUCAUAGCACUGAUGGAAAUCAUCCAGAUCCAGGGGAGAAAGUGAGCAAGUUCGUCGAAUCAAAAUUCUCUUUCUGGAUAGAGUUAUUAGAUGAUAUAGUCAAUGGUUCUAGUAGUCAGGUCAGCGAAAAGGAAGCUGCUAUACUAUGGGGAUAUAUUUGCUUGUAUCCUAACAUGAAUGGUGUACAUCGAGAUAGCUUGUCACUGCUGAAGAAGUUAAUCUGCAACCUUGAUCGUAUACUUGAAGUGGGCGAAGAGAACAUGAGCGGUCUUCCAAAGACUACCUGGAGAAGUUUACUUGGUGCAGCAUUAUCAUCAUAUCAUGAACUAUUGCUGGUUAACACUAGUAGAAAUUCAGAAUUAAAUCUUUUCAUAUCGCUCGCCAAGAGGCACAGUACAUGCCCUCAAGUACUGUCUGCUGUAGCCGAAUAUUUGGAUUCCGUGCAAGGCAGAGUAGCAUCCCUGGAAGUGACAGAAGAAUUUGAUCCACAAAAUCUUUUGGAUCUGUUCUCUAUCUUUGCUGUUAACUUGAGCAGUCCAAACAAGGAUGUUCGGAUUUUAACAUUGAGGAUUCUAUCCUAUUUUGUGAAGAUGGAUAAACGUCUAGGGACAAAUGAGGAGCGACCACACAAGAGACAAAGAACCGAAGAUUCCGGAGAGGAAACUGUUACUAAAUACACUAAUGUUGUGGAUACCCUUCUUGCUGUUGAGUCAACUCCAAUUUCAGUAUCUACUUGCCGAAAAAUUGCUAUCUUCAUUUCUCGAAUACAAAUGAAUCUAUCUUCCAAGAUGGUUCUUGACGAUUACAUACCUCCUCUCUUACAUGGGAUUAUUGGCAUAUUAUACAAUAGAUUUAGUGAUCUGUGGCCACCAACACUGGAUUGUCUUGCUGUACUCAUUAGGAAACACAAGGAGCUUGUCUGGAGUCAGUUUGUUCAGUUUAUUGCAAUUCACCAAUCAAAAGGUCUGACUCUGAAAAAUCAGGAGAAGCUGGAAGCUGCAACCCAACCACAGUCUAUUUUUGACUGCUUCAGCUUGUAUCUUGCUAUGGACUUUGAUUGCACACCUGUUGAGACCAUUGCUACCUUGUUGCUUCAAUCCCUCCAGAGGAUACCUGAUGUUGCUGAGUCCCGCUCUCGAAAUCUUAUACCUUUAUUUCUAAAUUUUAUGGGCUAUGAUGAUGGCGAUGUCAUUAGUGCUGAUUCAUAUGUGUCUGAUAAAUGUAAAGGCAAACAGUGGAAAAUGAUCUUGAAAGAAUGGUUGAACAUGUUGACAUUAAUGCACAAUGCUCGAUCCUUAUAUCAGAGCAAGAUUCUCCAGGAAGUACUAACUAAAAGGGUUCUUGAUGACAGUGAUCCUGACAUACAAGCAAAAGCAUUGGAUUGCCUUCUGAACUGGAAGGAUGAAUUCCUGACCCCUUACAGUCAAAACCUUAAAAAUCUUGUCGAUGUAAAAACUCUUCGUGAAGAGCUCACCACAUGGGCAGUUUCACAUGACUCCUUGUCAAUUCAGAAAGAUCACAGAAGUCGUGUUGUUCCUCUGGUUAUCCGUGUGUUGACACCUAAAGCAAGGAAGUUAAAGCUACUUGGUUCUCGAAAGCACACAGGUGUUAGUCAUCGAAAGGCAAUUCUUCGUUUCCUUUUGCAGUUUGAUUCAAAUGAACUUCAGCUCUUUUUCUCGUUACUUCUGAAGUCCUUGAUCCCUGGAAACCUCCAACUUAAAAUGUUUGGUUCUCAGUCUGACAACUUACUUAGAAAUAUUUCUGACAUUGUUGGAGCUUCAGCUGAAAUUUGUAUAGAGAACUUUACAUGGAAAAAGGCUAAUGGUUUUCUUCAUUUGGUUGAAGAAAUAUUUGGUACUUUUGAUAUGGCACAUAUAAGUCCAUUCCUUAAUGGUCUAUUAAUCAUUGUUGCUCGCUUGCUGGAGAGUUGCAUGCAUAAUCUGAGAAUCGAGAACUAUGAGAAAUAUCAUUGCAAGCAAUCAAGUGAUCUUGAUAAUGAUUGUUCCAUGAACCUGGAAGUGGACAAUUCUACAAACGUGAAAGAAUGCCCAAAAGAGAUGCCUGUAGUAGACCAUACGGAGGCAAGUGCGUCGAUCAAGCAGUUGAAGGAUCUAAGGUCUUUAUGUAUUAGAAUUGUUUCCUCGGCUCUUAGUCACUAUGAAAGUCAUGACUUUGGAGAAAACUUCUGGAAUACUUUUUUCGCUUCUGUGAAACCGCUGAUUGACUGCUUCACACAAGAGGCUUCUAGUAGUGAGAAACCAAGUUCAUUAUUUUCAUGCUUCAUGGCAAUGAGUCGGAGUCCAACACUAGCACCACUACUGGGGGUAAAUAACCUUGUGCCCGCCAUUUUUUCUAUUUUAACUGUGAAGACAGCAUCAGGAUCCAUUACCUCCUAUGCACUUGAGUUUAUUGAGAAUCUGUUGAGGUUGGAUAUUGAUCUGGAGCAACAAGAUGAUCAUUCAAUGAAGAAAAUUCUCGUUCCACAUAUGGAUGUUCUUCUCCAUAGUCUCCAUGAUUUUGUUAAUCAUCGGAAAGAGCUUCACAGGAGAUCUGGGACAUGGCUUGGGCAACGUGAACUUAGAUUGUUUAAGUUAUUGCUAAAUUACAUCACAGAUGCCUCAGCUGCAGAGCGUGUCAUAGACCUCAUCCUUCCAUUUUUCAGUAAGAAGGAUUUGAACUCUGAUGAGUGUUUGGAAGCACUACGAGUGGUGAGGGGAAUAAUUCCAAAUCUAAGAUGCGGGGUAUCUCAUAAAAUUCUUAGCGCACUCAACCCAUUACUUGCGACUGUUGGAUUGGAACUGCGGCUAUGCAUCUGUGAUAUUUACGAUGGGUUAUCAUUACAUGAGUCUUCAAUGUCCUCUCUGGCUAGGUUAAUGCAAGAUCUGAAUGCAGUUUCAACCUCAGAACUUGGCGAAGUAGAUUAUGACACAAGACUUGAUGCAUAUGAUAAGGUUAAGCCGCAUCUGUUUCUUGGUAUGAAAGAAGAGUAUGUGGGUGCCGUAUUAUCUCAUUGCGUGUAUGAUAUGUCAUCUGAAGAGUUGAUUUUUCGGCAAAGUGCAUCCAGAGCUCUGCAAUCAUUCCUGGAUUUUUCUGCAUCAGUUAUGAACAAUGAGUCCAAAUACUCUAUUGAAACAGCUGAUAUUAAACCUGGAGAGAAUGAUACCAGAGACAUUUGCACAAAGGGCUGUAUUCAACAGAUAUUAGAGAAAACUUACCUGCACAAUAUGGGAGUAGCAAUGACUAAAGAUAUAUCAAUUCAAAAGGAGUGGAUUAUUUUACUUCGGGAGAUGGUCUACAAUUUUAACCAUGUAGCAUCCUUGACCUCAUUCAGGCCUCUCUGUAGGGAGGAUCUGGAAGAAGAUUUUUUCCACAAUAUAACUCAUUUACAGGCAGGUAAAAGAUCAAAAGCAUUGUCACUGUUCAGACAGGGAAUCAAGGAACACAACUUUUCAGAGGACAUCACUAUGAAAGUCUUUAUUCCACUAUUUUUCAAUAUGUUUUCCGAUGUGAAAGCUGGGAAGGGUGAACAAGUGAGAGAUGUAUGUUUGGAUACACUUUCUUCUGUUGCUGCAAAAGUGCAGUGGGAGCAUUAUAGAACAAUAUUGAUGAGAUGCUUCCGAGAGUUGAGCCUUAAGCCUGAUAAGCAGAAGAUCAUACUGAGGCUUAUUUGUGCUGUGUUAGAUGCGUUCCAUUUCAUGAAGCCAGCAAACGAUAUCUCGAGAAAUUCUGAUGCUAUGAAUGAGGAUUCUGAUUCUUCCCUUACGUUCUCUUCAACUACAGUAUCUGCUGAUAAGCAACACUACCUGCAAAAGGUAGUGUUUCCACAGGUUCAAAAGUUGUUAGGAGCAGAUCCAGAGAAAGUGAACGUCAACAUAAACCUUGUAGCACUUAAAAUACUUAAGUUACUACCAGUGCAUUAUUUUGAGUCACAACUUUCGAGCAUCAUUCAUCGAAUCUGUAACUUCCUCAAGAAUCGUCUUGAAAGCAUACGUGAUGAAGCUAGGGCAGCUUUAGCUGCUUCUCUGAAGGAACUUGGGAUUGGGUAUUUGCAGUUUGUGGUCAAGAUAUUGAGAGCUAUACUGAAAAGGGGUUUUGAGUUACAUGUUCUGGGCUACACACUUCAUUAUUUAUUAUCAAAAACCAUAACUGCUGAUAUGAAUGGUAGGCUUGACUACUGUUUGGAAGAUUUGUUGGCUGUGGUUUACAGUGAUUUGCUUGGAGAUGUUGCGGAACAAAAGGAAGUUGAAAAGCUUGCCUCCAAAAUGAAAGAGACAAAGAAGAGAAUGUCAUUUGAGACUCUUAAGCUGAUUGCUCAGAGUAUUACAUUCCAGACACAUAAUCUGAAGCUAAUCUCACCUUCAUAUCUUCAGAAGCGACUUACUCCAAAAUUGAAAACGAAACUUGAGUUGAUGCUACAUAAUAUAGCCUUGGGAAUCGAAUGCAAUCCAUCUACUGAAACAUCAAACUUAUUUAUCUUUGUGUAUCGGCUUAUCGAGGAUACUAUUACAGGAAGUGAAUCUGAAUGCAAAGCGAAUAUGGAAUCUGGUCCUGGUCAAGUAAAUACUCUAAAAAGGAACUUCCCUGGACUAGGUGAGAGUGGAGCGCAAAAUUCUCAUAUACUUACCAAGUUUGCACUUGCCUUAUUGCGUUGUCGUCUGAAGAGCAUCAAGCUAGAAAAGGGCGAUGAGCAACUUUUGUCGAUGUUGGAUCCCUUUGUUAACCUUUUGAGAAAAUGUCUGAAUUCCAAAUAUGAAAGUGUUCUCUCAGUUGCUUUUAGAUGUCUUGCCUUGUUGGUGAAACUUCCUUUGCCAUCUCUCAGGGACAAUGCAAAUCCUAUAAAAAAUGUACUUAUGGACAUUGCACAGAGAGCUGGAAAUGCCAACAGUCAUUUGGUCACGUCUUGUUUGAAGCUACUUGCUGAUCUACUUAGAUGGUUCAGGAUUUCACUUUCAGGUGAUCAGCUCCAGAUGAUUGUUCAUUUCCCUAUGUUUGUUGAUCUUCGGACAAAUCCUUCCCCUGUCGCAUUAUCGCUUCUGAAGGCAAUAGUCAGAAGAAAGUUGGUUUCCCAUGAAAUUUAUGAUAUUGUAGUUAAGAUAGGAGAGUUGAUGGUAACAACGCUAACUGAAUCUAUACGCCAGCAAUGCAUUCAAAUUCUGCUCCAAUUUUUUCUAAAUUAUCCACUUUCUGAGAAGCGCUUACAGCAACAUAUUGACUUUUUCCUGGCAAAUCUAAGUUAUGAGCAUCCAUCAGGAAGAGAAGCGGUGCUUGAAAUGCUCCAUGAUAUUCUUACCAGAUUUCCCCAGAGGAUUAUUGAUGACCAGGGUCAAACAUUUUUUCUUCAUCUUGUGGUUGCUUUAGCGAAUGAACAACACCAGAAUGUAUCUCCAAUGAUCCUUAGAGCGAUCCAAAAGCUGUUAGGACGCAUUGGUGAUCAAGGAAAGAGUUCCAUUUUUGAGUAUUCGCUUUCAUGGUACACUGGUGAAAAACAAAGUUUGUGGAGCGCUUCAGCUCAGGUCAUUGGUUUACUUCUUUGUGAUCGUACAUUACAAACUGGCAAACACCUUAAAAGUAUUGUGGCUGUUGCUAAGAAAAUAAUGGAAUCUUCUGUCAUUGCUUCUGGAGUAAUACAAUUAGAUGUAACUGAUGAAACUGUCCUGCCAUUGUGGAAAGAGGCUUACCACUCCGUUGCCAUGAUGGAGAGGUUACUUCUGCGCUUUCCAGAGUUGUAUUUUGAGCAAAACAUGGAGGAAAUAUGGAUAAUAGUAUGCAAGUUGCUGAUCCAUCCUCAUUCAAUGCUGCGCAAUUUGUCCAGCUCUCUGGUAGCAUCAUAUUUCUCUACAGUAGAGAGGAGGAAACGUGAGGAGAAAUUGGAUGUCAAAUUAUGUUUGCUAGUUCAACCCAGCAGACUAUUCAUAAUAGCUGUUUCUUUCUUGAAACAAUUGAGGACGGAGCUGAGUGAUGCUACAGCAAAUAAUCUGAUCGUACAGAAUCUUGCAUACUCGGUCUGCAACUUGCAUAUGUUGAUUAGGCGAUCAACCUCAUCGCAUCAGUUUUGGUCUAGCUUUAGUUCUUCUGAUCGUGGUGUCUUCCUUGAGGGUUUUGAAUUGCUCGGUUCAAGUAAAGCAAAGAACACGUUUCUCCUUUGCACUUCAACAUCUACUGAUCUAGCUGGAUCUAGCCUUGACAGAAGCGAAGAGCCUACAUCUUUGUUAGUUUCUUCUGUCCUAAAGAGGAUGGGAAAAAUUGCAAUGCAGAUGCAGGAUACACAGAUGAAGAUCGUGUUCAAUUGCUUCAGUAUGAUUUCAUCCGCUCUCGGCUCUGAAGAAUCUCUAACCUAUGCUAUUCACCUCUUGGCCCCGCUGUAUAAAGUUUCUGAAGGAUUUGCUGGGAAAGUCAUUAGUGAUGAAGUCAAGCAACUGGCCGAGGGUGUCCGGGACAAACUACGUGAUCGAAUUGGUGUCGAGAAAUUUGUCGAAGCUUACAACAGCGUCCGAAAGGGCCUCAAGCAGAAGCGGGAGAGCAGAAAGCAGGCACAGAAGAUUAUCGCAGCCGUCGACCCUGCACGGCACGCAAAGCGGAAGCUGCGUGCCGCGGCCAAGCACCAGGAGCACAAGAGGCGGAAGAUAAUGGCAAUGAAGAUGGGGAGGUGGAUGAGGUAGUUUUGAACAGGCUCUGCAGAACUGCCCGUAACGGAAAAAUUGUGUUGUACAGCCUUCACUUUCACGCUGCUAGUCAUUCGUGCUACAAGGUCGGCAGAAAAUUUUGUACGCUAGAUAUCUGUGAAGUUAUGCUUUUGUUUUUUGAACGACCACUUUAUUAUGAAAGAAUAGUUACGCUAGAUAUCUCUGAAGUCUCGAGAAACGGAGGAAAAGACUAGACAAAAGUUGUUAAUAAAUUGGGAAAACUUGAUGUGUAAGGAGUUUUUUAUUCAGGUCA
This is a messenger RNA of Phragmites australis (common reed), 8439 nucleotides long. RefSeq lists its product as uncharacterized. Lineage: Eukaryota; Viridiplantae; Streptophyta; Magnoliopsida; Poales; Poaceae. Gene Ontology annotation, cellular component: 90S preribosome; small-subunit processome; nucleolus. The coding region runs from base 93 to 8162 and encodes 2689 amino acids. The record is from RefSeq and is a predicted model, not a curated record. The transcript is spliced from 31 exons.